Molecule: messenger RNA, 336 nt
Organism: Ascoidea rubescens DSM 1968
Lineage: Eukaryota; Fungi; Ascomycota; Saccharomycetes; Ascoideales; Ascoideaceae
Exons: 1
Source: RefSeq, a predicted model, not a curated record
AAAAAAAGUAAAAAAAUAAAAGAAUUUAAAGAGAAAUAAGAUUUGCAGGGUCGAUGAAUGAAAAAAAGACAAAGAGAACGGUGAGAUAGAAAUAAAAUUGGAGAAGAUUGGGAUAAUGUUAAAGAACAGACCAACAAUAAAGAAGAUUCCGUCCUUUUCUCGCGAAAGUGAAGCAGAAAGGUCUGUAAAAGACAGAGAUUUGAGUUUGUUCAGUGAGAAUCAAAUCUUAACAGGUAUGCAUGCCGCUGCACGCGCAGCUGAGAGGGCAACUGGAGUCGGAAACAGGCCGAGACGCACGACGGUCAGGUUUUGGGCAAAGGAGGGGUUCGAUUGGGG